Messenger RNA from Fundulus heteroclitus (mummichog), 2716 nucleotides. It is a transcript of the gene meis1b, whose product is annotated as Meis homeobox 1 b. The transcript is spliced from 13 exons. NCBI's taxonomy places the organism in Eukaryota, Metazoa, Chordata, Actinopteri, Cyprinodontiformes, Fundulidae. Gene Ontology annotation, biological process: positive regulation of cell population proliferation; embryonic pattern specification; hemopoiesis. The record is from RefSeq and is a predicted model, not a curated record. Bases 739 to 1902 code for a protein of 387 amino acids. Gene Ontology annotation, molecular function: DNA-binding transcription activator activity, RNA polymerase II-specific; RNA polymerase II cis-regulatory region sequence-specific DNA binding.
CCGGGUUUCAGCAGUCUGGUCCAGAUCCUCCGCGCUCCUCCUCAGCUCGAGACGCACACAACAUCCCCAUUGUGCGCAAACGGCCGAGGCAGCUCACGCAUGCACACGCACCCUCCACACACUCCCCACUGGACGCGUUCGCGCACUCGCGCGCAACAUCGAUCGUGGCUCCUUUAAGAGAGCCCAAGCCAGAAUUAUCACCCCACCUCCUCUUGAUCUUCCUCUAGACGCUUUUGCAUAAGAAAAUCAAGCUGGGAGCCGAGAGUGAUCAAAGAAAACGAGAGGAGAGCUGCUUCGUUUUUUAACGGCGAUUGUGACCAUUAAGCGUUGAGGUGGUGCCGAUCCCGUGGAGACGCGCGUCGGAUCCAUCAUUCCUCCGCUACUUUUGACAAGCCCCCUCGCGUUGUGACUGACAGUCGGAGUGGCAGAAAAGCAAUGAAAGUGGGCAGUUUUGUUUAAAGGGGCUGUUUUAUUUUCACCCUGCUUUUUGGGAAAAGGACCCCGGCGCCGCUGCCGAGAGGACAGCCGAGGACGUGGAUCCGCCGCGCCCGGGCUGAACUUGCACUGAGAGCGAGCGGGAGCUCCUUGGAAGAAACAAGAGGAGAAAAGGGAACUCGGGAUUUUUGGCUGAAAACUCUUCUCGUUUGUUUUGGAUUUUCCUUCCUUUAUCCCGCGUCCACCCUGGCCUCAGAGGGGAUUUACCCAAACUGAAAGGACGACCAGGGAGUGCGGAGGGUUAUGGCGCAACGGUACGAAGACUUGCCCCACUACGGGAUGGACGGGGUGGGCAUCCCGACCACCAUGUACGGAGACCCGCACGGCGCCCGCUCCAUGCAGGCGGUGCACCUCAACCACGGCCCCCAGCUGCACUCCCACCAGUACCCGCACACCGCGCACACCAACUCCAUGCCUCCCAGCAUGGGCUCCUCCGUCAACGAUGCUCUCAAGAGAGAUAAAGACGCAAUUUACGGGCACCCCCUGUUCCCCUUGCUUGCACUGAUUUUUGAGAAAUGUGAAUUAGCGACUUGCACCCCCAGAGAGCCCGGGGUGGCGGGAGGAGACGUCUGUUCGUCGGAAUCUUUCAAUGAAGACAUCGCGGUGUUUGCAAAGCAGAUUCGGGCAGAAAAGCCUCUAUUUUCAUCAAAUCCAGAGUUGGAUAAUCUGAUGAUUCAAGCCAUUCAAGUUUUACGAUUUCAUCUUCUGGAGCUGGAGAAGGUACACGAGCUGUGUGAUAACUUCUGUCACCGGUACAUCAGCUGCUUGAAAGGCAAGAUGCCCAUCGACUUGGUCAUAGACGACAGAGAGGGCGGGUCCAAAUCAGACAGCGAGGAAAUCACAAGAUCGGUGGCGUUGGAUCAGACAUCCUGGAACAGAGACCACGACGACACGGCGUCCACUCGUUCCGGGGGUACGCCGGGACCGUCCAGCGGGGGACACACGUCGCACAGCGGGGACAACAGCAGCGAACAGGGUGACGGCCUGGACAACAGCGUGGCUUCGCCGAGCACGGGCGACGACGACGACCCGGAUAAAGAGAAGAAACACAACAAAAAAAGAGGGAUUUUUCCGAAGGUGGCCACCAACAUCAUGAGAGCGUGGCUCUUCCAGCACCUAACACAUCCCUACCCCUCAGAAGAACAGAAGAAACAGCUGGCGCAGGACACAGGCCUCACCAUCCUACAAGUGAACAACUGGUUCAUUAAUGCGCGGAGGAGAAUAGUGCAGCCCAUGAUCGACCAGUCAAACCGUGCAGUAAGUCAAGGAGCUCCCUACAAUCCAGAUGGCCAGCCAAUGGGUGGCUUCGUCAUGGACGGCCAGCAGCACAUGGGAAUCAGACCACCUGGGCCGAUGGGUGGAAUGGGCAUGAACAUGGGCAUGGAAGGUCAGUGGCACUACAUGUAGCCCUACCCGAGUCUGACCAAUCACAACACAGUGGGGGAUAGCUGGAGGGGAAUCGCGUGUCACCCAGAGGCCCGUGGAGCUUUGGAACGGGACACCCUGACUUCCCGAUGCCAGUAACCGACGAAAACAAGUUUCCAGAUUCAGCAACCGUUUUAUCUGCCUGAUGCCUGCCAUGCAGACAUCUUCCGUGGCUGCCUGUAAUCUCUCCACCAGAAUCGAACUGAGCUGAGUCGAUCAAAAAGUCGCCCAACGACGGUGAAACCCGACUCCUGGCAGAACACCGCUUCUUCUUCUCCGGCCGGCACAAGACUUUCAGCCUCUUCGCUGGUGCCCAGACGCCCCACGCUGAUUCCUCCAUCAAAGUGAUUGUGAUUGACUUUUUUUUUGGGCAAUUUGUCCGUACCUCUGGUGAAUGUGGCACCUGGUUGAUCUAUUCUCGACUCCUGCCGGCAAACGUAAAAAGACUUGUCACGAGGAACGCUCUACUCUUUGGGACAGUGGACGGGGACCAAAGAGAAGCCAAUGUCUGUAAACGGACAGAACGCUGUAGUGAAACAGAGGAGGUGCCCUUUGAAAAAAAAAAAUACUGCGGAUUGAGACCCGGAUGGAGAGAUGGCGAGAGUAAUGAAAUUAAAAAUAUAAAACUAUAUCAAGCCCUAGUUUGGGAAGUGAGUGGAGAAAGAAAAUAUACUGUAUACUGUUGUAAAAUUACGCUGGACUCUCACAAGAACUGGGAAACUAAGUAUUGUAAAUGCUAUUGUAUUGUUCUGCAUAUUAUGUUGUUUCUAAUAGAUUUUUUAAAAAAGGAUGUGAA